AGCUGGCUAUCGAAACUGCAGGAGACCUAAGUUCAGUUGUUAACACUGCCUAGGGUUCUGCUUUUCUCUCAUAAUGGCAGAUUGCACAUUUAUGCUGACUCAAAUGCUGUUCAUCUCCUGGUUUUUGAUGGCACAUUGCUCACAACCCAACUGUACAUCUGUGAAAGACUUUAACGAUUGUCUAGGAAACACAACAGGUUUCUGCCCAGAGUCUAUUGUUUGUGCAUGCAAGGAUGGCAAGCCUUUCUGCAAAUGUCCAAAUUUCAGAGGCCAAUGGGGAGACUACUGGUACAUGGGGGAGAAAUGUGAUCAACUCUGGAACACUCUGGACCUGGUUUUAGUAGCAACAUUGCCUGGAAUAGCACUGGCUAUAAUCGUUGGUGUGGCAAUCCAGAUUAUCCAUUACUGUAAAGGGAAGUCAAAGAAGAAUGGAAAUCAUCACAGAGUGGAGAAGAGUAUGUCAGAACUUCGACCUCAACAUAAUUCUGCAUAUGGUUUGGUUACUGAUAGGAAUCUUCCUCAACCUAAUCAAAGAGAGGUAAACACUGAAACUCAUUUGUCAAAUAAAAAUCCAUGGAGCUUAUCAAACCCAGAAGCUUUUUCUAGAACUUCUUUUUCUCCAUCAUCACAAUUAUCCAGAACAAAUUCCAACUUUAUUGCUCAAGAACACAAAGAAGACCAUCCUUACAACUCUCCAUAUCUUAACUGGAAUGCCUCUCCAGGACCAAGUAAUCCUGCAGUAAACUAUGGAAACAGUCAUUUGUCAGCCACAUAUGCAAAGCCAAACUUUGAUUUUUCCACAUCCGGGGUCUCACAAGCAGCAUAUCCUCCAAAAGAAAAGAAGUACUCGGUUUAUAAAGAGUCAGAAAUCCCUUACAAAAUUGGCCGUGCAAACAUGAUAUCCAACUACUAAUAUCCCCAUGGAAAAAAAUAAAUGUGUGUAAAUCUACAUACACCAAUCUUGUUAUAUACCAAGAAAACACUACAAAUAUGAUUUCCAUGCUCUACAUACCUUGUUUUCUUAUAAUUAUAAUUGUUUUCUUUAUGUCUUGAGUUUUUUUUUUUCUUUGCUGGCCCCUCCUGAUGACCAUAAUGCAAAAUUUUCAUUUCUUCUAUUCAAUUCCAUUAAUUCAUCAGAUGCAGAUAUUUGUUAUCUCCAAAAUUUGGCACAAUACCUGGGUAUUUAUUCAUGGAAUUCUUUAGUAUGUUCAGUGAAAUGAAAAGAAUAUCCGUUGCAAACUGUUUAUAAAAUAAAUAAAUAAUGAUGAAUAAAGGCACUUACUGGC
This is a messenger RNA of Mus caroli (Ryukyu mouse), 1286 nucleotides long. RefSeq lists its product as uncharacterized. NCBI's taxonomy places the organism in Eukaryota, Metazoa, Chordata, Mammalia, Rodentia, Muridae. The record is from RefSeq and is a predicted model, not a curated record.